AUGUACACGUGGCAGGCGGAUUUGCUGAAGUUCUUAGGGUCAACCUAUACAAUAUCCUAUACUUCGCGCUGGAAUUGCAUGCUUGAGAAUCUAAUAGGUCUGCUUGUCGUCGCCAUUUUGUUGUAUUUAAUGGUUAAUGGUGUGCCGAUCAACAAAACACCGCAAAUCCACACAUGUCCCAGACCUUCUCAUUAUCACAAAUCAAUACAUAUCAUCAAAGGCAAUUUCGCUGGCGCAAAGAAACGAAGCAACGUCGUACACUGCGAAUACUUGUCUCGGCAAGGCUGGUGUCGUCGUACACUCCCAACAAUGAGAUUCCUGACCCGAAAUUGUAACCGCAACAAAUUCGCAAAUCUCAUCGGUGGUGGUAAUAUGGAGUUACCGAAAGACUUCGCACGUAAUGGCCGCUUCAUUGACAAACUAACAGCGCUCACUCCUGCGGAAUUCGUGCGCCUGGACAAAGAGCAACAGAUGCGUAGCUUGCAGACAACUCGUUGUAUUCGCUCACUGACGUCCAUUUUCAACAACGUUGUUCAUAAGCGUUUCGAUGAACCGCAGCGCCGUGGUGCCAAAAAAGAGUACUGCUCAUGCAUGCCCAGUACGCAGGUGCUGAUGCAAUUCCUCGACUCGGAGCGUGCGACGGAUAGUCUCAUCCAUGUACUCAAUGAUAUUAUCGAAGAUACCAACGCUGAGAAUCCGCUGCCAUUCAGCGGCGAGCUCACAGCGUUGGUGUGUGACAUAGGCAAUAAUCACAGGGAGCGCGGGAAUGCCUUUCUUGAUUAUCCCAAUUCAACGCCAUCGUCCACCACCACAACUGUCUCCGAAGUUGGGUAUGCCACGUGAAACAAUCCAAUCAAUAUGCGUUUAACUGUCGCCUUUAUCAAAUCUCAUGUAGCAAUAAAUUCAAUAAUUUAAAAUGAA
This is a messenger RNA of Dalotia coriaria, 921 nucleotides long. RefSeq lists its product as uncharacterized. The transcript is spliced from 2 exons. The coding region runs from base 1 to 843 and encodes 280 amino acids. The record is from RefSeq and is a predicted model, not a curated record. Lineage: Eukaryota; Metazoa; Arthropoda; Insecta; Coleoptera; Staphylinidae.